UUGUAUUUAAGGUGCAACAAGCAAGCAUCUCCAACCCCAUCCGAUCCAUAUCGCUCUCUUCUUUUCUUGAGCUGAAAUCAGUGAGAAAUGGCUCUGGCUGGAAAAUUGGAGGCUGAAGUUGAGGUUCAUUCACCUGCUGCCAAGUUCUUCAGCCUCUUCGUAACUCAACUUCACCAUGUUCAGAACAUUAGUGAUCUAGUGCACGAAACUAAGGUGCAUCAGGGAGACUGGCACGGCGUUGGCUCUGAUUCUGUUAAGCACUGGUCUUAUACUAUCGGAGAUAAGGUAGUGAACUGCAAGGAGCACUUUGAAGAGAUUGAUCAUGAGAACAAGUCACUCACAUUCAACCUGUUUGAUGGAGAUGUUGGAGAAAAGUAUAAAAGCUUAAAGGCAAAGCUUCAAGUCGCUGAAAAGGGAAGUGGUGCCCUUGCCAAAUGGACUUACGAGUAUGAGAAGCUCAGCCCGGAAGUCCCUCCUCCACAAGGCUACUUGGACUUUGCCACUAAGGUUACUAAGGAUAUUGAUGCUCAUCUCAUAAAGGUUAUAAGUUUGUUAGCAGCUCAAUAUCAAAGAGAAAUGGCUCUCUCUGGAAAAUUGGAGGCUGAAGUUGAGGUUCAUUCACCUGCUGCCAAGUUCUUCAGCCUCUUCGUAACUCAACUUCACCAUGUUCAGAACAUUAGUGAUCUAGUGCACGAAACUAAGGUGCAUCAGGGAGACUGGCACGGCGUUGGCUCUGAUUCUGUUAAGCACUGGUCUUAUACUAUCGGAGAUAAGGUAGUGAACUGCAAGGAGCACUUUGAAGAGAUUGAUCAUGAGAACAAGUCACUCACAUUCAACCUGUUUGAUGGAGAUGUUGGAGAAAAGUAUAAAAGCUUAAAGGCAAAGCUUCAAGUCGCUGAAAAGGGAAGUGGUGCCCUUGCCAAAUGGACUUACGAGUAUGAGAAGCUCAGCCCGGAAGUCCCUCCUCCACAAGGCUACUUGGACUUUGCCACUAAGGUUACUAAGGAUAUUGAUGCUCAUCUCAUAAAGGCAUAGCCCUUUAAAAGCAAUAUGGAUUUGGCUCUGUGGUUUUGUUAGGGUUUUAUGUGAACCAACUGUGUGUGCCAAGAAUAAGAAUGCAUGUUUCGCUCUUAGGCGAAAAAGAUGCAUACUUGUGUGUUAAAAUAAGCACCAGACGCCGUAAACAACUUAUGGCGUCUGCUGAAUAUAAACAGAAGCCGAAACAUGAUGAAUUAAUUAGCUACCACUUCUGUUCCUUUAAUGACAAAGCAAAAUCGAGUAAUUAUGUUAGUAUUUUGUACUAGUGUGCUUGAUGUUUUUA
Messenger RNA from Neltuma alba, 1321 nucleotides. Its product is annotated as MLP-like protein 34. NCBI's taxonomy places the organism in Eukaryota, Viridiplantae, Streptophyta, Magnoliopsida, Fabales, Fabaceae. The record is from RefSeq and is a predicted model, not a curated record. The transcript is spliced from 5 exons. Bases 88 to 1035 code for a protein of 315 amino acids. Gene Ontology annotation, biological process: defense response.